This is a messenger RNA of Xiphias gladius (swordfish), 1139 nucleotides long. RefSeq lists its product as uncharacterized. The transcript has 2 exons. Lineage: Eukaryota; Metazoa; Chordata; Actinopteri; Istiophoriformes; Xiphiidae. The record is from RefSeq and is a predicted model, not a curated record. The coding region runs from base 63 to 1091 and encodes 342 amino acids.
ACGUGGUCCUGUCUAUCCAGGAAAAGGUUAGACAGGGUUACACUCAAGACGUCCUGGUGAAGAUGCUGAACUGCUUCGCAGCAGAGGUGCUGAACACCAUCAGCUAUGUCGCAACGGGAGAAAUCUCUGCGCUUUUUCAGCCUCACAUAAAACUGUCUCCAAACCUGAAUGCCAGAGAGGCCUGCACCCAGCCAGCAGACGUGGUGGAUGGUGCAGAAGACAAACCCAGCCCUGCUGAAGGUGUGAAUAAGGAGCCUGAUCUGGAGGAGGACAGUGAAACAAACAGAGAAACAGACACUGCUGUCAUUACUCCUCCACCAACUCCUCUGACCAGCGCUGCCGAACUCCCGGACAACACCGCCGUCCAGAAUGGCUUGAACCACAAGCUGGAUGAAGAAGGCGAAAAGCCCAUAUCCAGCUCAGAACCAGACUCUAGUGUGGCUCCAGCUCAACCACUCCCUCUGACCCCUGCUGCUGAGACUCCAGUCACUGCUUCCGUCCUGGAUGCUGAGAAGAUGAGUGAGGAACCCACCAGAGAACCAGACUCUGCCUUGGAUCCAGCUCAACCAGCUCUUCGGACCCUUGCAGACGAACCUCCUUUCAUCCCUGCAGCGCAGGAUGACCUGACCACCAGUGCUGAACAUCCUGCCAACUCCACCAUCCAAAAUGGUUUGAACAGUAGCCUGGAUGAAGCAGAGGAACAGUCAGCGCUCAGCCUAGAGUCUGCUGUUAUUUCUCCUCUACCUGCUCCUCUGACCCCCUAUCCCGUAACUUCUACCAGCGUCGCCCACAUCGCUGACGCCGCCAACACCUCCAACGCCCAGCAGCCAAUGCUCGGUCCAGAACAAGACUGCGCCUCUGUUACCACUCCUCCACCACCUUUGACCCCUCUUGCUGAUGAGUCUCGUGUCAUCUCUGCAGUACAGGAUGAGCUGAUCAUCACGCAGCAGCCAGUCAGGGUGGAGGAAUCUUUCAACACCACAACAGAGGUUAAAAAGACAGAGAUGAGUGGAUUCAGCCGCUUCUUCACUUGGCUGCAAAAAAACGUCUACUGCUGCUUCCUGCCUGAAGACAACGCAGAGACAGAAUGAAAUUCUCUCUGUAAAAAAUCAUUUUCAUGCUGCAUUGCAGUCUUUAUU